UGAAAAUGGCCGACGAUGAUAAACAUACCUUGGACUUAUCAAAAAAGGAUCUGAAAAAAUUGGAAAAGCGGGAUGGAAUUGGCAUACAGAAAUUAAUUCUGGACAACAAUGAGUUACUAAAAUUGGAACAUCUUGACUGUUUUCCAGAUUUGGAAAAGCUUUCAGCAAAAAAUAACUGCCUCAGUAGAAUGUAUGGUGUUUCAAAGCUUCAUUAUCUUGUCAGCUUGAGUCUUUCCCAUAACAAUAUUAUUUCAAUUGAAGGUUUAAAGGAACUUCACAGCUUAACAUGGCUUGACUUGGCAGGUAACAAAAUCAAGUUAAUCCAAAACCUUCAGCACAACAGAAAUAUCAUUUAUUUGGACUUGUCUGACAACAACAUUGAAAGCCUAGGAGACUUGUCACAUCUUGAAAAACUGAAGACUUUACAUCUAAGAGGAAAUCAUAUUUUCAAUCUACAAGGGGCAUCUUCUUACCUACCGCCAUCCAUUUGCAUCUUGUCUUUAGCAGAUAAUAAUCUGUCAGACUUAAAUGAAAUAUCUCACUUGUCUUCACUCACUUCUUUAGAACGUCUAACUAUAAAUAAUAAUCCUUGCGUUGUGUUGACUGGUCAGACAGUUGGAUUUGAUUAUAGACCUUUUGUUGUCAAUUGGUGUUUAGGGGUACGUGUGCUUGAUAAUUACGUAGUCACGCAGAGGGAAAGCUUGAAGGCUGAAUGGCUGUUCAGUCAAGGUAAGGGUCGCCACUUUAGACCAGGAGAACAUAUAGAACUUAUAGAAUAUCUAGCUCAUGUGUGCCCUCUUACCUCUGUUAGUCAGAUGUCCACAGAAGAGGAAGAGCGUUUAACUCGUGUUCUCAAAAUGAAACGACAGCACAAAGAACAGCUGCUUCACGAACUUUCUACCGUUCGAGGAGCCUCAGAGAAUGAUACAACUACUACACAGAACCCUAGUCAACAGUGGUCUUUAAGGAAGGAGUUCAGUCAACCACAGAAUUCUCCUUCUCCUGCUCGUUCAAAAAAAACUAAUUUACAGAAUAGUUAUACUGAUCAGACACCUAGACAUAAUGAGAGUUUUGUUGAUAAUCAUGUUCAGCAUUGGAGUAACAUUCAUUCACAAAAUACAGCUGGUUCAGUGUUACAUGUAGAGAGUGCUGUUACAUAUAAAGAAAAGAACAAGAAUUUAUCCAAAACACCUCCUCCCAUAAGUGAGCAACAACUGUGGAUAUCAAGAAAUGACAAGAUAAUAAAAUGCCAUACUGAGACUCCAAAUUCUUCGCAGCAGUGUUCAGAUAGUGUUAUUGAGCUUAUUGAAGGUCUGUAUUAUAGACUAAUAUAUUGUUAUUCUCAGAAUCUUACUAUAAAUAUGAUCCAUUAUGUGUGUAUUAGCAUCAAUCACCCAGAAUUGGCUGGCUUUAUUACUUUUCAACCAGUUUUGCCAGAUACAACAAAGGUUGAAAAAGUUGACAGUGCAGUACAGACCAGCCCACACCACCGUUUUCCAUUUCCUGUCAUCUCUUCUGAUCCAUCACAAGCUCCUCAGCAAUUAAUGAGUGGCCAACAGCAGCAAAAAGAAAGAACAGUUAAAGAAAACCUUGUUAGAACCUCUUCAGAUGAUGGUAGCAUACAUGUUUCUAGAAAUCAGGAGCAGGGUGCAACUUCUGAGGAAGAUCAAAUUAUGUCAAGUGAAGAAACUGCUCUAGAAUUACCACAAAUAGCAGUUCCAUCUUCUUCAACAGAGAGCUCUUCCUUAAUGCCAGCUGUUGGUAGUGCCCCACCUUCAUCUGUUUCGCAUAAUUCUUCUCCUCAGACUGACUCAGGAGUCCAUAGUGUGAAAACCUCUAGUUUUUUGUCCUCUUCAAAUGGCCAUAGUAACCAAACAUAUGGUUUUGAGAACCAGGAAGAGUUACCAACAAGUGGACUCUCUGCAAUCCUUCUCCAAGAUUCUGGUCUUGGAAAUUCAAAUGUGUCAUCUUCUAGAGACAGUGGUGUUGCUUCUGCCAAUGAACUACCUGUUUCUAUAGUUACUAAUCUCAACAAUUUUGAAAGUACUAUUAUAACUACUACUUCCUGCACCAGAGUUCUAAGCUCCUUGACAACAUCAUCUUUAACUUCAAAUAGCUCUGGUACAAUUAUGACAGAUACUACAUCUCACAGUGAUGAACUUUUCCAGAGACAAGGUCCUAUUAUUCAUGAUCAUAUUCCCUAUGAGGUACCAAUUAAUCAGAGUGACGAUGAUCAAGCAGCAGCCCAAAACUUGCCAGAAUCACCAACAAGACCAGCAGGCCAGAACUUACCUAAAUUGCUAACAAGACCAGACCAUCACUUGUCAAAUACUGGAACUGUGUUUCAAACACCUGAAAGAACAGACAUUGGAAACAACUUGACAGAAUCAGCAAAGCUUCGAAGUAGACUACCUUUUUAUACUGAUGACAUGAAAAUAAUGAUUGGAGAAGAUGUAGACUUUCAGCAUGGACAAACUCUUCCAGUGGCCACAUCUUCUGUAACUGAUGACAGCAAAACUAUUUCAGAACAACUUCAGAUAAGACUUGAUAAUCAAGAAGAUAAUCAGUUUAGAUCAGAUGAUACUUCAUCAACAACUCUAUAUACAGUUGAAAGCAUUGGUACCUUGCAGGACAACAUGAGUGAUGAUGAUAGUUUAGCAGAAGCUUUUUCGGCCCAGUCUACUUUUAGUGAUCAAGAAACUGUAGAUACAGAGAGCGCAUCAUCUAACCACACACUUGCAGAUCAACGUAGUACAACAGUACAUCAUGAAGAGUUGAAUACAGAUUUUAUUCCAUUGACCAUUUCAGGAAAUGCUUCUGAAAGCACGUUAACAGUGUCAAGUGUCACAUCUCUACAAACUGCAAUGAGUGAUUUAAGUGGUGAGGAAAGUGAGAAUGAAGACACUUUUAGUAUGGGAACUGUAGUAUCUCCACCCAUUUCCAUACAAAAUGUUUAUGAAGCAUCAGGAAUAACCACUGACUUUGUGUAUAGGCUGAAGAAUUCCCAUGAGAAUGAGGUUGGAGAAAGUGUUUUACCUAGUGCCAAUGUUAUACACUGUGAUUUUACAGUUUCUAAAGACAGCAGUGCAACUUCUCAUGUUGUAAACCAGGAAUGCACUGUUCAAGGCUAUUCACAAACUGAAGGAGGUCCUUCCUCAAGUGAUAGAAUCCAAAUGUCAACAGCAAGAAGUAGUGACUCUCCGCAACAAGUGAAAUACGGACGCAAGCUUGGGGCUAACAUCCCUGGUUUAGUACAGUCUAAUCUUUCCAGACCUGUUUCCUGCUCCCCACCACUCCAGAUUUCCUCACAGUCACAACUAAUACCAUCAGCUGAUAACAAUCACAUUUUUACAGCAGAGGAAGAUGUAGAGGGUAACCGUUCCAGGUUCACAGCAGAGGAAGAUGUAGAGGUUAAUACUUUAAACAGAGUGAACCAGAAGAAGCCUGAAAGUUCUGAUUCAGACAAGAAUACCAGUAAUUAAUUUAUGAAAUAAUGGAAGUAACUAUAAAAAGCUAGUUUAUUAUUAGUUAAUAAUAAAAAAUUACUACAAGAACAGUUUUGCAAAGAACCAAGUUGUUCAGAAAAGACACCACUACUGUACAGUAUUGUUAGUAGUAAUUUUCUGUAUGGUCAAAUGUAUUUAUUUAUACAAAAUGUUUUGGAGUUUUUGAACAGCUAUCUGAUUUAGAAAGUAUUAUUUGAGCAGCAUCAUUAAAUUAUUUUUCUUUUGUCAAACUAAAUUUAUCUGUAGUCUUAGAAUAUGAAAACAAAACUAGGAGGACUCAAAAGUUGCCCAAAUACUAAUGUAUCAUUUUACAAUUCUAUUUUUACAGUGUUUAUGUGGUGAUAGGACUUGCUGUAAAGUAACAACAUAAUUAGUUAAAACACUGUUGAAGCUUUUAUCUAAUUACCUUUGCUUAUUGCUAGUCUAGCACUUGUGCAUCAUGUGAACAAGUUUUUGGUGUUAAAAAACUCUGCUGGAGCUUAUUAGCAUUCUCUACAGAAACUUUAACCUGUAGCUAUGAGUUCAGAGUUACGCACUAUCAAAAAUAAUGAU
Molecule: messenger RNA, 4058 nt
Organism: Limulus polyphemus (Atlantic horseshoe crab)
Lineage: Eukaryota; Metazoa; Arthropoda; Merostomata; Xiphosura; Limulidae
Gene: Cep97
Product: centrosomal protein of 97 kDa-like
Exons: 15
Coding region: 6-3482 (1158 amino acids)
Molecular function (GO): protein binding
Source: RefSeq, a predicted model, not a curated record